AAUAAGACAAGCUACAUUUGCACAAGUUGGUGUGGUAUUACUAAUCAAUCACAACAUUUUGCUUAAGAAAUCUACUCACUAUUCUUAUAAAAUUGAUGCCUCUACCAUUAUGCUGCAUCCCUCUUGCUUCAGAAAUCUCAGUAUCGAUCCAAUGAUGUUGCCACUACCAACUUUCUUUCAGAACCUGACGGAUUUCAUAAACCAGUGGGAUUCUCUCAGCCUUCUGUUUCUAGCUCUCUGGAGCAUUUUCUCAUUCACUUGGUACGUAUUCAUCUUCUUCACCAAACCCAAUCCCAACCUACCACCGGGUCCACCAGGUCUUCCCUUGAUCGGCAAUCUUCUCUCUCUCGAUCCCAAUCUUCACUCUUACUUCGCCUCUCUCUCUCAAACCUAUGGUCCAAUCUUCUCACUCCGACUCGGUAUCAAAUACGGCGUCGUCAUCACCUCCCCUUCAAUGGCUCAACAAGUUCUCAAAGACCAUGACGUCGUUUUCGCCAACCGUGACGUCCCUGUUGCCGGCAGGAUCAUUACCUAUGGCGGAAGCGAUGUAGUUUUUUCCUCUUACGGACCUGAGUGGCGAAUGUUGAGAAAAGUGCUUGUGCAAUGGAUAAUCAACAGCAACACCUUGAGUUCCGUCUUUACACUCUGUCGCAAGGAGUUCCAGAAAACUGUGGGUUAUCUCUAUAAUCGGGUCGGGUUUCCGGUGGAUAUUGGAAAGCAAGUGUUUCUUACAGUGUUGAACAUGACCACAAGGAUGAUUUGGGGUGGGACGACAACGGUGGAAGGGGAUGAAAGGACUGUAAUGGUGGGAGCAGAGUUCAGAGAAGUGAUGACCCUUGUGAUGGAGCUAAUUGCAAAGCCUAACGUAUCAGAUUUUUUUCCUGGGUUGGCUUGGUUUGACUUGCAAGGUGUUGAGAAACGUGUGCGUCUGUUGGUUCGGGAGUUUGAUCAGAUUUUCGAAAAGAUGAUUAAGCAACGACAGAAGGUGAAGAAGGAGAAUGGAAGCGAAGGAUCAGAAGACAGUAAUGAUUUUUUCGGUUACUUGUUGAAAUUGAAGGGCGAACCACAUUCUAAGACGCCACUUACCAUGAACAACUUUAAGUCGCUCCUCGUGGAUAUGCUGAUAGGUGGAAUUGACACAUCCUCUAACUCAAUAGAGUUUGCAAUGGCUCAUAUGAUAAACGAACCAGAGGUGACGAAAAGAGUUCAAGAAGAAUUGGAUAGCGUAGUGGGAAAGAAUGGCAAGGUAGAAGAGUCGCAUAUUCAUAAUCUACCAUACUUACAUGCUGUCAUGAAAGAAACAUUAAGGUUACACCCUAUAGUUCCAUUAUUGGUUCCUCAUUGUCCAAGUGAAGCCACCAUUAUAGGAGGCUACACAAUCCCAAAAGGCUCUCGUGUUUUUGUGAAUGUGUGGGCCUUACAUAGAGAUCCUUCAUUUUGGGACAAUCCUCUUCUCUUUGAUCCGACUAGGUUCUUGGGUUCUCUUCAAUAUGACUACAAAGGAAGUGACUUCAGCUAUUUACCAUUUGGGUCAGGGCGAAGAAUAUGUGCAGGAAUGGCCAUGGCAGAAAGGACCUUUAUGUAUUGCGUUGCGACAUUGAUGCAUUUAUUUGACUGGAAACAACCACAAGGUCAAAAGUUGGAUAUAUCAGAGAAGUUUGGUCUUACACUGAAAAAGAAAACACCUCUAGUUGUCAUCCCCACGCCACGAUUAUCAAACCUAGCUCUUUAUGAGUAGAAUGAAUGUAUAUUAAAUAAAGGGGAUUGAAUGUGAGAUCCCUAGCUUGUAAUAGCCUUAAAUAAUCUAUAUAUAUAUAUAUACUUAUUGAAUUAA
Molecule: messenger RNA, 1834 nt
Organism: Prosopis cineraria
Lineage: Eukaryota; Viridiplantae; Streptophyta; Magnoliopsida; Fabales; Fabaceae
Product: flavonoid 3'-monooxygenase CYP75B137-like
Exons: 2
Coding region: 110-1738 (542 amino acids)
Molecular function (GO): monooxygenase activity; iron ion binding; oxidoreductase activity, acting on paired donors, with incorporation or reduction of molecular oxygen
Source: RefSeq, a predicted model, not a curated record